GACUCCUUUCAGGUGCUGACGUUCCGAUAAGCAUAUCAACAUGCCGAUGAAACUGGAAGGUAGCUGUCAAUGUGGCAGCAUCGAGUUCACUCUCGAAUCAUCAACCCCAGUGCCCUACCAGCUCUGCGCCUGCAGCAUCUGCCGGAAGGUGGGUGGGUAUAGCGGCAGUGUCAAUCUGGGCGGUAUUGCCGAUAGCCUGCAGAUCAAGAAAGGGAAGGAUUUAAUCAGGAAAUAUUCCGCUAUCAAGGCUCGCGGCACUCCAGACGAGAAGCUCUGCUCGUCGGAGCGGAACUUUUGCUCCAAUUGCAGCACGAUGCUCUGGCUCUGGGAUCACCAUUGGCCAGAACUGAUCCAUCCCUUUGCUUCGGCGAUCGAUACCGAGCUGCCGGUUCCGGAUGACAUGGUCUGCCUCAUGGGGGACUCGAAACCGGCCUGGGUGCGGUGGCCUGAAGGGCAAAAGCAGGUAUACGAUGUGUAUCCGGAGGAUAGUCUAGAAGACUGGCACAAGAAACACAAGUUAUUUGUCGAGUAGCAGUUAUAAUCUUGGACAAGGGUACGAAGCAUUACGAAAUAUCUAC
Molecule: messenger RNA, 578 nt
Organism: Aspergillus sclerotioniger CBS 115572
Lineage: Eukaryota; Fungi; Ascomycota; Eurotiomycetes; Eurotiales; Aspergillaceae
Product: GFA family protein
Exons: 3
Coding region: 41-532 (163 amino acids)
Molecular function (GO): carbon-sulfur lyase activity
Source: RefSeq, a predicted model, not a curated record